Molecule: messenger RNA, 1296 nt
Organism: Rotaria sp. Silwood1
Lineage: Eukaryota; Metazoa; Rotifera; Eurotatoria; Philodinida; Philodinidae
Source: the annotation of a GenBank genome assembly
AUGUCAUCAGCAUCAUUUUUUGAACAAUUGACGAGCAGUGUGUCAAUAUCUAUUGUGUCCAUUAUUUCAGUGGUCACUUUAGCUGUUAUAAUAUUAUUUACAGUUGCUAGUCGAGUUUUCUUUUCUUCAUCAACAAAGCCAAGUUCGUCUUCAAAACAACCUUCAAAUAAAGAUAAGAAAACCAAAGAAGUUAAUACAAAAAAACAACAACAACAACAGGCUGAUACAACAGCAGCUAAUAAAAAGAAGAAUAAUAAUAAAACAAAAAAGAAUGCAGCUGCCACACCACCACCAGCGCCGGUCAAAACUGCUGCUUCAUCAUCUUCAACAAGUUCAUCAUCAGAAGAAAGUGAAAAUGAAAAAGUCGAUCUUAUUACACCAACGAAAAAGGAAAAUAACAAAUCUAACAAUGCUAAUAGUGGACUUAAGACGUCAUCAUCAAAACAACAACAACCACAAGCAUCUGGACGUAAUGAAAAUGUUGAUAUAAUACAAAGUGGUGAUGGCAAAAAGAAACAAACAAAAGCUGUUGAAACGCCUACACCUAACAAACAACAAACAACAAAAAAAGGUGAUGCAACCAAUAAGGUCAAUGCAACGACUUCAAAUAAGAAACAACCAGUAGUAGUUAAUUCUGAAGUUGUGAAACGAACACCAGUUGAUGAUGCAGUUGAUAGUGAUCAUGAAGAUGAAGGUCAAUGGCUUACACAAAGCAAUAAACAAGUUAGUAAUCGUAAUCGUAAUAAACCAAAGACUGAAACAUUAAAGCAAGAAUCACCACCAGCAUCAACAUCAUCAAAUCGUAAGACAACAACAGAAAAACGAACUACACUAACUAAUAAUCCAUCAUCAUUAAUAAAUAAAAAUGAAUCUGAUGUUGAAACAACAGUAACAUCAAAUACACCUGUUCAACCACCACCAACCCAAGAACCUAUUGAAAUUUGUCAAUUAUUACCAACAAGUGAAAAUCGUUAUACAGCUAAUGAUGAUUGGUGGAAACAAGCAUUAAAUAAACAACAAACAUUUUCUAUUGAUGAUAUUGGUGAAUGGCCUGAACGUGAACAAGAUGAACAAUAUAUUGUUCAAGUUAAACGUAUUAUACCAAUUAAAACAGCAUUAAGUGAAAAAGAUAUUAAUGUUGAUGAAAAUGAUUCGAUUAAUAAUUAUAAACAUGGAAAAAAUGAUGAAAAAUUAAAUUUUAAUGAACAGGUUAAUUCAUCAUCGGUUGUUACAGGUGAAUCUACCACAACAUCUCAGUCGAAAAAGAAAGCAACAAAUGUACGUCGACUUUCUUAA